AUGAGAAUUCAUUUUUUGCUUACAAUUAUUUUCAUAUUAAAAUGUUAUAUAUGUGCCAAAACAAAAUAUAAUAACUAUGGAUCGUGGAUAGAUUUAAAGUACCCAGGGAAAAAAGAAAGAUCAAAAACCUACAGAAUAAAUUUGAUGCAUAUUAAUAAUACAAUUCCGUUAGAAAAUAUAUAUAAAAAAAUACACAAUAAUUUGAAGUGUAAUAUAAUUUAUAACGUAAAAUACUACAGAAAUUACUUUAUAAAUAGUUAUUAUAAAAAAACAAAUAUAGUAAAAGUUAAACGCCUUAAUAAUUUAUGGGCUAAAAAAAAAGGUGUCGGAAGUACAAAAAAUGGUAGAGAUAGUAAUCCCAAAAAUUUAGGUGUAAAAAUAUUAGGAAAUAAUUUUGCACACGCUGGUAAUAUUAUUGUUAGGCAAAGAGGAAGGACGUUUAAACCAGGUUAUGGAGUAAAGCAAGGAAGAGAUUUCACUUUAGUUGCAACUAAAUCUGGAAAAGUUCAUUUUUUUAAUCGUGUUGUAAGUAUUAUUGAUGUUAGUGCCCCUAAAAUAAUGACGUAUAAAGAUGUUUAUCAAGAAAAUCCAACCAUUCUAAGCUUAUCAAAAAUGUGGACUUCUGCAGCUUAG
Plasmodium berghei ANKA is the source of this 633-nucleotide messenger RNA. RefSeq names its product ribosomal protein L27, putative. Gene Ontology annotation, biological process: translation. Gene Ontology annotation, cellular component: mitochondrial large ribosomal subunit; ribosome. The record is from RefSeq and is a predicted model, not a curated record. Gene Ontology annotation, molecular function: structural constituent of ribosome. Bases 1 to 633 code for a protein of 210 amino acids. The transcript has a single exon. Lineage: Eukaryota; Apicomplexa; Aconoidasida; Haemosporida; Plasmodiidae.